Molecule: messenger RNA, 13413 nt
Organism: Salvelinus fontinalis (brook trout)
Lineage: Eukaryota; Metazoa; Chordata; Actinopteri; Salmoniformes; Salmonidae
Product: trichohyalin-like
Exons: 2
Coding region: 1518-8972 (2484 amino acids)
Source: RefSeq, a predicted model, not a curated record
UGAACAGGUUUAGAGAGGAGAGAGUGGUGGUGGUGAACAGGUUUAGAGAGGAGAGAGUGGUGGUGGUGAACAGGUUUAGAGAGGAGAUAGUGGUGGUGAACAGGUUUAGAGAGGAGAUAGUGGUGGUGAACAGGUUUAUAGUGGAGAGAGUGGUGGUGAACAGGUUUAGAGAGGAGAGAGUGGUGGCGGUGAACACGUUUAGAGAGGAGAGAGUGGUGGUGGUGAACAGGUUUAGAGAGGAGAGAGUGGUGGUGGUGAACAGGUUUUUUGAGGAGAGAGUGGUGGUGAACAGGUUUAGAGAGGAGAGAGUGGUGGUGGUGAACAGGUUUAGAGAAGAGAUAGUGGUGGUGGUGAACAGGUUUAGAGAGGAGAGAGUGGUGGUAGUGAACAGGUUUUUUGAGGAGAGAGUGGUGGUGAACAGGUUUAGAGAAGAGAUAGUGGUGGUGGUGAACAGGUUUAGAGAGGAGAGAGUGGUGGUGGUGAACAGGUUUAUAGAGGAGAGAGUGGUGGUGGUGAACAGGUUUAGAGAGGAGAGAGUGGUGGUGGUGAACAGGUUUAGAGAGGAGAGAGUGGUGGUGGUGAACAGGUUUAGAGAGGAGAGAGUGGUGGUGGUGAACAGGUUAAGAGAGGAGAGAGUGGUGGUGGUGAACAGGUUUAGAGAGGAGAGAGUGGUGGUGAACAGGUUUAGAGAGGAGAGAGUGGUGGUGGUGAACAGGUUUAGAGAGGAGAGAGUGGUGGUGGUGAACAAGUUUAGAGAGGAGAGAGUGGUGGUGAACAGGUUUAGAGAGGAGAGAGUGGUGGUGGUGAACAGGUUUAGAGAGGAGAGAGUGGUGGUGGUGAACAGGUUUAGAGAGGAGAGAGUGGUGGUGAACAGGUUUAGAGAAGAGAUAGUGGUGGUGGUGAACAGGUUUAGAGAGGAGAGAGUGGUGGUGGUGAACAGGUUUAUAGAGGAGAGAGUGGUGGUGGUGAACAGGUUUAGAGAGGAGAGAGUGGUGGUGGUGAACAGGUUUAGAGAGGAGAGAGUGGUGGUGGUGAACAGGUUUAGAGAGGAGAGAGUGGUGGUGGUGAACAGGUUAAGAGAGGAGAGAGUGGUGGUGGUGAACAGGUUUAGAGAGGAGAGAGUGGUGGUGAACAGGUUUAGAGAGGAGAGAGUGGUGGUGGUGAACAGGUUUAGAGAGGAGAGAGUGGUGGUGGUGAACAAGUUUAGAGAGGAGAGAGUGGUGGUGAACAGGUUUAGAGAGGAGAGAGUGGUGGUGGUGAACAGGUUUAGAGAGGAGAGAGUGGUGGUGGUGAACAGGUUUAGAGAGGAGAGAGUGGUGGUGAACAGGUUUAGAGAAGAGAUAGUUUUGGUGGUGAACAGGUUUAGAGAGGAGAGAGUGGUGGUGAACAGGUUUAGAGAGGAGAGAGUGGUGGUGAACAGGUUUAGAGAGGAGAGAGUGGUGGUGGUGAACAGGUUUAGAGAGGAGAGAGUGGUGGUGGUGAACAGGUUUAGAGAAGAGAUAGUGGUGGUGGUGAACAUGUUUAGAGAGGAGAGAGUGGUGGUAGUGAACAGGUUUAGAGAGGAGAGAGUGGUGGUGAACAGGUUUAGAGAGGAGAGAGUGGUGGUGAACAGGUUUAGAGAGGAGAUAGUGGUGGUAGUGAACAGGUUUAGAGAGGAGAUAGUGGUGGUAGUGAACAGGUUUAGAGAGGAGAGAGUGGUGGUGGUGAACAGGUUUAGAGAGGAGAGAGUGGUGGUGAACAGGUUUAGAGAGGAGUUAGUGGUGGUGGUGAACAGGUUUAGAGAGGAGAGAGUGGUGGUGGUGAACAGGUUUAGAGAGGAGAGAGUGGUGGUGGUGAACAGGUUUAGAGAGGAGAUAGUGGUGGUGGUGAACAGGUUUAGAGAGGAGAGAGUGGUGGUGGUGAACAGGUUUAGAGAGGAGAGAGUGGUGGUGGUGAACAGGUUUAGAGAGGAGAGAGUGGUGUUGGUGAACAGGUUUAGAGAGGAGAGAGUGGUGGUGAACAGGUUUAGAGACGAGAGAGUGGUGGUGAACAGGUUUAGAGAGGAGAGAGUGGUGGUAGUGAACAGGUUUAGAGAGGAGAGAGUGGUGGUGGUGAACAGGUUUAGAGAGGAGAGAGUGGUGGUGGUGAACAGGUUUAGAGAGGAGAGAGUGGUGGUGGUGAAUACGUUUAGAGAGGAGAGAGUGGUGGUGGUGAACAGGUUUAGAGAGGAGAGAGUGGUGGUGGUGAACAGGUUUAGAGAGGAGAGAGUGGUGGUAGUGAACAGGUUUAGAGAGGAGAGAGUGGUAGUGGUGAACAGGUUUAGAGAGGAGAGAGUGGUGGUAGUGAACAGGUUUAGAGAGGAGAGAGUGGUAGUGGUGAACAGGUUUAGAGAGGAGAGAGAGGUGGUGGUGAACAGGUUUAGAGAGGAGAGAGUGGUGGUGGUGAACAAGUUUAGAGAGGAGAGAGUGGUGGUGAACAGGUUUAGAGAGGCGAGAGUGGUGGUGAACAGGUUUAGAGAGGAGAGAGUGGUAGUGGUGAACAGGUUUAGAGAGGAGAGAGUGGUGGUGGUGAACAGGUUUAGAGAGGAGAGAGUGGUGGUGGUGAACAGGUUUAGAGAGGAGAGAGUGGUGGUUGUGAACAGGUUUAGAGAGGAGAGAGUGGUGGUGAACAGGUUUAGAGAGGAGAGAGUGGUGGUGAACAGGUUUAGAGAGGAGAGAGUGGUGGUGGUGAACAGGUUUAGAGAGGAGAGAGUGGUAGUGGUGAACAGGUUUAGAGAGGAGAGAGUGGUGGUGGUGAACAAGUGUAGAGAGGAGAGAGUGGUGGUGGUGAACAGGUUUAGAGAGGAGAGAGUGGUGGUGAACAGGUUUAGAGAGGAGAGAGUGGUGGUGAACAGGUUUAGAGAGGAGAGAGUGGUGGUGAACAGGUUUAGAGAGGAGAGAGUGGUGGUGAACAGGUUUAGAGAGGAGAGAGUGGUGGUGGUGAACAGGUUUAGAGAGGAGAGAGUGGUGGCGGUGAACACGUUUAUAGAGGAGAGAGUGGUGGUGGUGAACAGGUUUAGAGAGGAGAGAUUGGUGGUGGUGAACAGGUUUAGAGAGGAGAGAGUGGUGGUAGUGAACAGGUUUUUUGAGGAGAGAGUGGUGGUGGUGAACAGGUUUAGAGAGGAGAGAGUGGUGGUGAACAGGUUUAGAGAGGAGAGAGUGGUGGUGGUGAACAGGUUUAGAGAGGAGAGAGUGGUGGUCGUGAACAAGUUUAGAGAGGAGAGAGUGGUGGUGAACAGGUUUAGAGAGGAGAGAGUGGUGGUGGUGAACAGGUUUAGAGAGGAGAGAGUGGUGGUGGUGAACAGGUUUAGAGAGGAGAGAGUGGUGGUGAACAGGUUUAGAGAAGAGAUAGUGGUGGUGGUGAACAGGUUUAGAGAGGAGAGAGUGGUGGUGAACAGGUUUAGAGAGGAGAGAGUGGUGGUGAACAGGUUUAGAGAGGAGAGAGUGGUGGUGGUGAACAGGUUUAGAGAGGAGAGAGUGGUGGUGGUGAACAGGUUUAGAGAGGAGAGAGUGGUGGUGGUGAACAGGUUUAGAGAAGAGAUAGUGGUGGUGGUGAACAUGUUUAGAGAGGAGAGAGUGGUGGUGGUGAACAGGUUUAGAGAGGAGAGAGUGGUGGUGAACAGGUUUAGAGAGGAGAGAGUGGUGGUGAACAGGUUUAGAGAGGAGAUAGUGGUGGUAGUGAACAGGUUUAGAGAGGAGAUAGUGGUGGUAGUGAACAGGUUUAGAGAGGAGAGAGUGGUGGUGGUGAACAGGUUUAGAGAGGAGAGAGUGGUGGUGAACAGGUUUAGAGAGGAGAUAGUGGUGGUGGUGAACAGGUUUAGAGAGGAGAGAGUGGUGGUGGUGAACAGGUUUAGAGAGGAGAUAGUGGUGGUAGUGAACAGGUUUAGAGAGGAGAGAGUGGUGGUGGUGAACAGGUUUAGAGAGGAGAGAGUGGUGGUGAACAGGUUUAGAGAGGAGAUAGUGGUGGUGGUGAACAGGUUUAGAGAGGAGAGAGUGGUGGUGGUGAACAGGUUUAGAGAGGAGAGAGUGGUGGUGGUGAACAGGUUUAGAGAGGAGAGAGUGGUGUUGGUGAACAGGUUUAGAGAGGAGAGAGUGGUGGUGAACAGGUUUAGAGACGAGAGAGUGGUGGUGAACAGGUUUAGAGAGGAGAGAGUGGUGGUAGUGAACAGGUUUAGAGAGGAGAGAGUGGUGGUGGUGAACAGGUUUAGAGAGGAGAGAGUGGUGGUGGUGAACAGGUUUAGAGAGGAGAGAGUGGUGGUGGUGAACAGGUUUAGAGAGGAGAGAGUGGUGGUGGUGAACAGGUUUAGAGAGGAGAGAGUGGUAGUGGUGAACAGGUUUAGAGAGGAGAGAGUGGUGGUGAACAGGUUUAGAGAGGAGAGAGUGGUAGUGGUGAACAGGUUUAGAGAGGAGAGAGAGGUGGUGGUGAACAGGUUUAGAGAGGAGAGAGUGGUGGUGGUGAACAAGUUUAGAGAGGAGAGAGUGGUGGUGAACAGGUUUAGAGAGGAGAGAGUGGUGGUGAACAGGUUUAGAGAGGAGAGAGUGGUAGUGGUGAACAGGUUUAGAGAGGAGAGAGUGGUGGUGGUGAACAGGUUUAGAGAGGAGAGAGUGGUGGUGGUGAACAGGUUUAGAGAGGAGAGAGUGGUGGUUGUGAACAGGUUUAGAGAGGAGAGAGUGGUGGUGAACAGGUUUAGAGAGGAGAGAGUGGUGGUGAACAGGUUUAGAGAGGAGAGAGUGGUGGUGGUGAACAGGUUUAGAGAGGAGAGAGUGGUAGUGGUGAACAGGUUUAGAGAGGAGAGAGUGGUGGUGGUGAACAAGUGUAGAGAGGAGAGAGUGGUGGUGGUGAACAGGUUUAGAGAGGAGAGAGUGGUGGUGAACAGGUUUAGAGAGGAGAGAGUGGUGGUGAACAGGUUUAGAGAGGAGAGAGUGGUGGUGAACAGGUUUAGAGAGGAGAGAGUGGUGGUAGUGAACAGGUUUAGAGAGGAGAGAGUGGUGGUGAACAGGUUUAGAGAGGAGAGAGUGGUGGUGAACAGGUUUAGAGAGGAGAGAGUGGUGGUGGUGAACAGGUUUAGAGAGGAGAGAGUGGUGGUGAACAGGUUUAGAGAGGAGAGAGUGGUGGUGGUGAACAGGUUUAGAGAGGAGAGAGUGGUAGUGGUGAACAGGUUUAGAGAGGAGAGAGUGGUGGUAGUGAACAGGUUUAGAGAGGAGAGAGUGGUAGUGGUGAACAGGUUUAGAGAGGAGAGAGAGGUGGUGGUGAACAGGUUUAGAGAGGAGAGAGUGGUGGUGGUGAACAAGUUUAGAGAGGAGAGAGUGGUGGUGAACAGGUUUAGAGAGGCGAGAGUGGUGGUGAACAGGUUUAGAGAGGAGAGAGUGGUAGUGGUGAACAGGUUUAGAGAGGAGAGAGUGGUGGUGGUGAACAGGUUUAGAGAGGAGAGAGUGGUGGUGGUGAACAGGUUUAGAGAGGAGAGAGUGGUGGUUGUGAACAGGUUUAGAGAGGAGAGAGUGGUGGUGAACAGGUUUAGAGAGGAGAGAGUGGUGGUGAACAGGUUUAGAGAGGAGAGAGUGGUGGUGGUGAACAGGUUUAGAGAGGAGAGAGUGGUAGUGGUGAACAGGUUUAGAGAGGAGAGAGUGGUGGUGGUGAACAAGUGUAGAGAGGAGAGAGUGGUGGUGGUGAACAGGUUUAGAGAGGAGAGAGUGGUGGUGAACAGGUUUAGAGAGGAGAGAGUGGUGGUGAACAGGUUUAGAGAGGAGAGAGUGGUGGUGAACAGGUUUAGAGAGGAGAGAGUGGUGGUGAACAGGUUUAGAGAGGAGAGAGUGGUGGUGGUGAACAGGUUUAGAGAGGAGAGAGUGGUGGCGGUGAACACGUUUAUAGAGGAGAGAGUGGUGGUGGUGAACAGGUUUAGAGAGGAGAGAUUGGUGGUGGUGAACAGGUUUAGAGAGGAGAGAGUGGUGGUAGUGAACAGGUUUUUUGAGGAGAGAGUGGUGGUGGUGAACAGGUUUAGAGAGGAGAGAGUGGUGGUGAACAGGUUUAGAGAGGAGAGAGUGGUGGUGGUGAACAGGUUUAGAGAGGAGAGAGUGGUGGUCGUGAACAAGUUUAGAGAGGAGAGAGUGGUGGUGAACAGGUUUAGAGAGGAGAGAGUGGUGGUGGUGAACAGGUUUAGAGAGGAGAGAGUGGUGGUGGUGAACAGGUUUAGAGAGGAGAGAGUGGUGGUGAACAGGUUUAGAGAAGAGAUAGUGGUGGUGGUGAACAGGUUUAGAGAGGAGAGAGUGGUGGUGAACAGGUUUAGAGAGGAGAGAGUGGUGGUGAACAGGUUUAGAGAGGAGAGAGUGGUGGUGGUGAACAGGUUUAGAGAGGAGAGAGUGGUGGUGGUGAACAGGUUUAGAGAGGAGAGAGUGGUGGUGGUGAACAGGUUUAGAGAAGAGAUAGUGGUGGUGGUGAACAUGUUUAGAGAGGAGAGAGUGGUGGUGGUGAACAGGUUUAGAGAGGAGAGAGUGGUGGUGAACAGGUUUAGAGAGGAGAGAGUGGUGGUGAACAGGUUUAGAGAGGAGAUAGUGGUGGUAGUGAACAGGUUUAGAGAGGAGAUAGUGGUGGUAGUGAACAGGUUUAGAGAGGAGAGAGUGGUGGUGGUGAACAGGUUUAGAGAGGAGAGAGUGGUGGUGAACAGGUUUAGAGAGGAGAUAGUGGUGGUGGUGAACAGGUUUAGAGAGGAGAGAGUGGUGGUGGUGAACAGGUUUAGAGAGGAGAUAGUGGUGGUAGUGAACAGGUUUAGAGAGGAGAGAGUGGUGGUGGUGAACAGGUUUAGAGAGGAGAGAGUGGUGGUGAACAGGUUUAGAGAGGAGAUAGUGGUGGUGGUGAACAGGUUUAGAGAGGAGAGAGUGGUGGUGGUGAACAGGUUUAGAGAGGAGAGAGUGGUGGUGGUGAACAGGUUUAGAGAGGAGAGAGUGGUGUUGGUGAACAGGUUUAGAGAGGAGAGAGUGGUGGUGAACAGGUUUAGAGACGAGAGAGUGGUGGUGAACAGGUUUAGAGAGGAGAGAGUGGUGGUAGUGAACAGGUUUAGAGAGGAGAGAGUGGUGGUGGUGAACAGGUUUAGAGAGGAGAGAGUGGUGGUGGUGAACAGGUUUAGAGAGGAGAGAGUGGUGGUGGUGAACAGGUUUAGAGAGGAGAGAGUGGUGGUGGUGAACAGGUUUAGAGAGGAGAGAGUGGUAGUGGUGAACAGGUUUAGAGAGGAGAGAGUGGUGGUGAACAGGUUUAGAGAGGAGAGAGUGGUAGUGGUGAACAGGUUUAGAGAGGAGAGAGAGGUGGUGGUGAACAGGUUUAGAGAGGAGAGAGUGGUGGUGGUGAACAAGUUUAGAGAGGAGAGAGUGGUGGUGAACAGGUUUAGAGAGGAGAGAGUGGUGGUGAACAGGUUUAGAGAGGAGAGAGUGGUAGUGGUGAACAGGUUUAGAGAGGAGAGAGUGGUGGUGGUGAACAGGUUUAGAGAGGAGAGAGUGGUGGUGGUGAACAGGUUUAGAGAGGAGAGAGUGGUGGUUGUGAACAGGUUUAGAGAGGAGAGAGUGGUGGUGAACAGGUUUAGAGAGGAGAGAGUGGUGGUGAACAGGUUUAGAGAGGAGAGAGUGGUGGUGGUGAACAGGUUUAGAGAGGAGAGAGUGGUAGUGGUGAACAGGUUUAGAGAGGAGAGAGUGGUGGUGGUGAACAAGUGUAGAGAGGAGAGAGUGGUGGUGGUGAACAGGUUUAGAGAGGAGAGAGUGGUGGUGAACAGGUUUAGAGAGGAGAGAGUGGUGGUGAACAGGUUUAGAGAGGAGAGAGUGGUGGUGAACAGGUUUAGAGAGGAGAGAGUGGUGGUAGUGAACAGGUUUAGAGAGGAGAGAGUGGUGGUGAACAGGUUUAGAGAGGAGAGAGUGGUGGUGAACAGGUUUAGAGAGGAGAGAGUGGUGGUGGUGAACAGGUUUAGAGAGGAGAGAGUGGUGGUGAACAGGUUUAGAGAGGAGAGAGUGGUGGUGGUGAACAGGUUUAGAGAGGAGAGAGUGGUGGUGAACAGGUUUAGAGAGGAGAUAGUGGUGGUGGUGAACAGGUUUAGAGAGGAGAGAGUGGUGGUGGUGAACAGGUUUAGAGAGGAGAGAGUGGUGGUGGUGAACAGGUUUAGAGAGGAGAGAGUGGUGUUGGUGAACAGGUUUAGAGAGGAGAGAGUGGUGGUGAACAGGUUUAGAGACGAGAGAGUGGUGGUGAACAGGUUUAGAGAGGAGAGAGUGGUGGUAGUGAACAGGUUUAGAGAGGAGAGAGUGGUGGUGGUGAACAGGUUUAGAGAGGAGAGAGUGGUGGUGGUGGUGAACAGGUUUAGAGAGGAGAGAGUGGUGGUGGUGAACAGGUUUAGAGAGGAGAGAGUGGUGGUGGUGAACAGGUUUAGAGAGGAGAGAGUGGUGGUGGUGAACAGGUUUAGAGAGGAGAGAGUGGUGGUGGUGAACAGGUUUAGAGAGGAGAGAGUGGUGGUAGUGAACAGGUUUAGAGAGGAGAGAGUGGUAGUGGUGAACAGGUUUAGAGAGGAGAGAGUGGUGGUGAACAGGUUUAGAGAGGAGAGAGUGGUAGUGGUGAACAGGUUUAGAGAGGAGAGAGAGGUGGUGGUGAACAGGUUUAGAGAGGAGAGAGUGGUGGUGGUGAACAAGUUUAGAGAGGAGAGAGUGGUGGUGAACAGGUUUAGAGAGGAGAGAGUGGUGGUGAACAGGUUUAGAGAGGAGAGAGUGGUAGUGGUGAACAGGUUUAGAGAGGAGAGAGUGGUGGUGGUGAACAGGUUUAGAGAGGAGAGAGUGGUGGUGGUGAACAGGUUUAGAGAGGAGAGAGUGGUGGUUGUGAACAGGUUUAGAGAGGAGAGAGUGGUGGUGAACAGGUUUAGAGAGGAGAGAGUGGUGGUGAACAGGUUUAGAGAGGAGAGAGUGGUGGUGGUGAACAGGUUUAGAGAUUAGAGAGUGGUAGUGGUGAACAGGUUUAGAGAGGAGAGAGUGGUGGUGGUGAACAAGUGUAGAGAGGAGAGAGUGGUGGUGGUGAACAGGUUUAGAGAGGAGAGAGUGGUGGUGAACAGGUUUAGAGAGGAGAGAGUGGUGGUCAACAGGUUUAGAGAGGAGAGAGUGGUGGUGAACAGGUUUAGAGAGGAGAGAGUGGUGGUAGUGAACAGGUUUAGAGAGGAGAGAGUGGUGGUGAACAGGUUUAGAGAGGAGAGAGUGGUGGUGAACAGGUUUAGAGAGGAGAGAGUGGUGGUGAACAGGUUUAGAGAGGAGAGAGUGGUGGUGAACAGGUUUAGAGAGGAGAGAAUGGUGGUGAACAGGUUUAGAGAGGAGAGAGUGGUGGUGGUGAACAAGUUUAGAGAGGAGAGAGUGGUGGUGGUGAACAGGUUUAGAGAGGAGAGAGUGGUGGUGGUGAACAGGUUUAGAGAGGAGAGAGUGGUGGUGAACAGGUUUAGAGAGGAGAGAGUGGUGGUGGUGAACAGGUUUAGAGAGGAGAGAGUGGUGGUGGUGAACAGGUUUAGAGAGGAGAGAGUGGUGGUGGUGAACAGGUUUAGAGAGGAGAGAGUGGUGGUGAACAGGUUUAGAGAGGAGAGAGUGGUGGUGGUGAACAGGUUUAGAGAGGAGAGAGUGGUGGUGGUGAACAGGUUUAGAGAGGAGAGAGUGGUGGUGGUGAACAGGUUUAGAGAGGAGAGAGUGGUGGUGGUGAACAGGUUUAGAGAGGAGAGAGUGGUGGUGAACAGGUUUAGAGAGGAGAUAGUGGUGGUGAACAGGGGAAAGGAGAGUGCUAAAAUGAAAAUAAAUUCUUUAAAAUGGAAUAAAGAGAGCAAGGAAUUAUCCUGAGCAGAGGAGAGGAGAGGGGUAUAGAGAUGGAGAGUAGAGAAGUGAAUUAUCCUGAGGAGAGGAGAGGAGAGGAGAGGGGUAUAGAGAUGGAGAGUAGAGAAGUGAGGGAUGGAUUGAGGCGAGAAGCAGAGGGACUUGGAUGACUAGCUAUUUGGAUGAUGGAUAGAGCAGAGCGGAGGAAUGAGAGUGGGGAAAGAGGGAGUCGGAUGAAUAGAGACUAAGUGAGGGAUGAGUGAGGGGAACGAAGGAGAAGAAUCUGCAGAAGAAAGAGAGGAGAGAGAUCGCCAUAGCUUCUGUAUUGAUAGAAGUUUGAACUUGGCACUUAACAGACGCUGCCCCCCCCCCCCUCCCUCUCCAUCCAUCCCUCCUUCAUUCAUCUCUCCCACUCAAUUCAAUGACAUGGCAUCCAGUUGUAAUGAACUGCUAUUGGCGGAGCUAUAAAUUCCAGUGUUGCCGUUGCCCUCAGGGCACUAAUAUGUGGCGUGCGGCCAUUGAGCGGUUAACAGACACACUCAAUAUUUAGAGCCGACAUUGAUACCUCCCAGUCAUGUAGUUGCAACGUGGCCAAUGCUAACUUAAUGACUGUGUAAUGCGACUGUGGCACUGCUGCAGCUCUAUGGAGGCAGAACUACAGACACGUUUAUCACUGUCAGAGACACUACUGGCCUUAUUCAGUCAAAUAACUGCUAACCAACUGGGUUAUGGGGAUAAGUAUUUUAUGUGUCGGAAUAGAUUCUUCAUUUAUAUACUCUUAAUGUUUAGUCUAGGUUUUUCUACCGCGGAACGUUUUGAUUGGCUCAAACAUCAUGAUGUCUAAUGUUAAGGACGUAAUAUUAAACAUAUGACUUCAAACAUGCUUUCAUUCCCAGGAACGCCAGAAUAAGUCCUUAUUCUAUUCAUAGAAAUGGUGCAGACAAAACACCUGUUGUUUUGGAUUGAGUAGGAUGGGAGGUCUUUUGUAGUGGGUUGAGAUGUGUUUGCCGAUGAUUGAAGCCAUCGGAGCCAUUUCAGGAUAUUCAGAGAAGAAAUGCCAACGCAGAAACAUGUUAUGUGUGUGUGUGUUUGGACAAUAGAGUUAAUAUGUAGGCAGCAGUGGAGAGUUCUCUCUCUCUCUAUAUAUAUAUAUAUUAAUAUAUAUACUAAUGUACACUGCUCAAAAAAAUAAAGGGAACACUUAAACAACACAAUGUAACUCCAAGACAAUCACACUUCUGUGAAAUCAAACUGUCCACUUAGGAAGCAACACUGAUUGACAAUAAAUUUCACAUGCUGUUGUGCAAAUGGAAUAGACAAAAGGUGGAAAUUAUAGGCAAUUAGCAAGACUCCCCCAAAAAAGGAGUGAUUCUGCAGGUGGUGACCACAGACCACUUCUCAGUUCCUAUGCUUCCUGGCUGAUGUUUUGGUCACUUUUGAAUGCUGGCGGUGCUCUCACUCUAGUGGUAGCAUGAGACGGAGUCAGAACCCACACAAGUGGCUCAGGUAGUGCAGUUCAUCCAGGAUGGCACAUCAAUGCGAGCUGUGGCAAAAAGGUUUGCUGUGUCUGUCAGCGUAGUGUCCAGAGCAUGGAGGCGCUACCAGGAGACAGGCCAGUACAUCAGGAGACGUGGAGGAGGCCGUAGGAGGGCAACAACCCAGCAGCAGGACCGCUACCUCCGCCUUUGUGCAAGGAGGUGCACUGCCAGAGCCCUGCAAAAUGACCUCCAGCAGGCCACAAAUGUGCAUUGGGGCAUGGGGUUGAGGGUUGAGGGUUGAGCAUGGGGUUGAGAUCUGGAAACUGGCUAGGUCACUCCAGGACCUUGAAAUGCUUCUUACGAAGCCACUCCUUCGUUGCCCGGGCGGUGUGUUUGGGAUCAUUGUCAUGCUGAAAGACCCAGCCACGUUUCAUCUUCAAUGCUCUUGCUGAUUGAAGGAGGUUUUCACUCAAAAUCUCACGAUACAUGGCCCCAUUCGUUCUUUCCUUUACACGGAUCAGUCGUCCUGGUCCCUUUGCAGAAAAACAGCCUCAAAGCAUGAUGUUUCCACCCCCAUGCUUCACAGUAGGUAUUGUGUUCUUUGGAUGCAACUCAGCAUUCUUUGUCCUCCUAAGGCGACGAGUUGAUUUUUUACCAAAAAGUUAUAUUUUGGUUUCAUCUGACCAUAUGACAUUCUCCCAAUCUUCUUCUGGAUCAUCCAAUUGCUCUCUAGAAAACUUCAGACGGGCCUGGACAUGUACUGGCUUAAGCAGGGGGACACGUCUGGCACUGCAGGAUUUGAGUCCCUGGCGGCGUUGUGUGUUACUGAUGGUAGGCUUUGUUACUUUGGUCCCAGCUCUCUGCAGGUCAUUCACUAGGUCCCCCCGUGUGGUUCUGGGAUUUUUUCUCACCGUUCUUGUGAUUAUUUUGACCCCACGGGGUGAGAUCUUGCAUGGAGCCCCAGAUCGAGGGAGAUUAUCAGUGGUCUUGUAUGUCUUCCAUUUCCUAAUAAUUGCUCCCACAGUUGAUUUCUUCAAACCAAGCUGCUUACCUAUUGCAGAUUCAGUCUUCCCAGCCUGGUGCAGGUACAAUUUUGUUUCUGGUGUCCUUUGACAGCUCUUUGGUCUUAGCCAUAGUGGAGUUUGGAGUGUGACUGUUUGAGGUUGUGGACAGGUGUCUUUUAUACUGAUAACAAGUUCAAACAGGUGCCAUUAAUACAGGUAACGAGUGGAGAACAGAGGAGCCUCUUAAAGAAGAAGUUACAGGUCUGUGAGAGCCAGAAAUCUUGCUUGUUUGUAGGAGACCAAAUACUUAUUUUCCACCAUAAUUUGCAAAUAAAUUCAUUAAAAAUCCUACUAUGUGAUUUUCUGGAUUUUUUUUUCUCAUUUUGUCUGUCAUAGUUGAAGUGUACCUAUGAUGAAAAUUACAGGCCUCUCAUCUUUUUAAGUGGGAGAACUUGCACAAUUGGUGGCUGACUAAAUACUUUUUUGCCCCACUGUAUAUCUUUUUAUCUACCCCCCCCCUCUCUCUCUGUCUGUCUGUCUGUCUGUCUGUCUGUCUGUCUGUCUGUCUGUCUCUCUCAAUUCAAUUCUCUCUCUCUCUCUCUCUCUCUCUCUCUCUCUCUCUCUCUCUCUGUCUCUCUCUGUCUCUCUCUCUCUCUCUCUCUCUCUCUCUCUCUCUCUCUCUCUCUCUCUCUCUCUCUACCUGUAUCUCUGUUUAUGUAAUUCCUCUAUAUUUAAUCAUCUUCUUUAUUAAACAUCAAUCUCUUAUCAUAGCCAGGUUGCUCAAGAUCUACUGUGAAAUUCAAAGUCCGUCCAGAUAAGCAGGACCUCGGGAGAUGACUUCAAAUCCGGUCACUAGGGGCGAUUACCAUCAAGUAGGGUUUUAUUAGGUCGUUGUGGACGGGAAUGGUGGAUGGGCGUAGGUUGUGAGGUUCGGCUCUGAACCGAAAAAUGGUUUAACCCUAUCCCAAAACCUUAACCCUUACCUUAACCUUUUAGAAUCAAUGUCUAAACUUAACCUUUCAAAUUUGACGUUUAUCGACAAACGUUGGAUUCUGUAGUGAGACUGUGAGAGUUUGUUUUUUAUUCUGCUCAGAGGCACACACACAC